Molecule: messenger RNA, 2273 nt
Organism: Pongo pygmaeus (Bornean orangutan)
Lineage: Eukaryota; Metazoa; Chordata; Mammalia; Primates; Hominidae
Gene: SLC47A2
Product: solute carrier family 47 member 2
Exons: 17
Coding region: 90-1901 (603 amino acids)
Biological process (GO): xenobiotic detoxification by transmembrane export across the plasma membrane
Cellular component (GO): membrane
Molecular function (GO): xenobiotic transmembrane transporter activity; antiporter activity
Source: RefSeq, a predicted model, not a curated record
AUGGGCUGCCCAGGCAGGGGGUGGCUCGCUGGACAAAGCUGGCCAUGCAGGCGCUCAGGCGUGCAGGGUAGCCAGCGCCCCGGCCAGGAAUGGACAGCCUCCAGGACACAGUGCCCCUGGACCACGGGGGCUGCUGCCCUGCCCUCAGCAGGCUGGUUCCCAGAGGCUUUGGGACUGAGAUGUGGACUCUCUUUGCCCUUUCUGGACCCCUGUUCCUGUUCCAGGUGCUGACUUUUAUGAUCUACAUCGUGAGCACUGUGUUCUGCGGGCACCUGGGCAAGGUGGAGCUGGCAUCGGUGACCCUCGCAGUGGCCUUUGUCAAUGUCUGCGGAGUUUCUGUAGGAGUUGGUUUGUCUUCAGCAUGUGACACCUUGAUGUCUCAGAGCUUCGGCAGCCCCAACAAGAAGCACGUGGGCGUGAUCCUGCAGCGGGGCGCGCUGGUCCUGCUCCUCUGCUGCCUCCCUUGCUGGGCGCUCUUCCUCAACACCCAGCACAUCCUGCUGCUCUUCCGGCAGGACCCGGAAGUGUCCAGGUUGACUCAGGACUAUGUAAUGAUUUUCAUUCCAGGACUUCCGGUGAUUUUUCUUUACAAUCUGCUGGCAAAAUAUUUGCAAAAUCAGGGAUGGCUGAAGGGGCAGGAGGAGGAGUCCCCAUUCCAAACCCUGGGUUUGUCCACCCUCCAUCCAUCUCACUCACACCUUAGCAGGGCCAGUUUUCAUUUAUUUCAGAAGAUCACCUGGCCCCAAGUCCUCAGUGGUGUGGUGGGCAACUGUGUCAACGGUGUGGCCAACUAUGCCCUGGUUUCUGUGCUGAACCUGGGGGUCAGGGGCUCCGCCUAUGCCAACAUCAUCUCCCAGUUUGCACAGACCGUCUUCCUCCUUCUCUACAUUGUGCUGAAGAAGCUGCACCUGGAGACGUGGGCAGGUUGGUCCAGCCAGUGCCUGCAGGACUGGGGCCCCUUCUUCUCCCUGGCUGUCCCCAGCAUGCUCAUGAUCUGCGUUGAGUGGUGGGCCUAUGAGAUUGGGAGCUUCCUCAUGGGGCUCCUCAGCGUGGUGGAUCUCUCCGCCCAGGCUGUCAUCUAUGAGGUGGCCACCGUGACCUACAUGAUUCCCUUGGGGCUCAGCAUCGGGGUCUGUGUCCGAGUGGGGAUGGCUCUGGGGGCUGCGGAUACUGUGCAGGCCAAGCGCUCGGCCGUCUCGGGCGUGCUCAGCAUAGUUGGCAUUUCCCUGGUCCUGGGCACCCUGAUAAGCAUCCUGAAAAAUCAGCUGGGGCAUAUUUUUACCAAUGAUGAAGAUGUCAUUGCCCUGGUGAGCCAGGUCUUGCCGGUUUAUAGUGUCUUUCACGUGUUUGAGGCCAUCUGUUGUGUCUAUGGCGGAGUUCUGAGAGGAACUGGGAAGCAGGCCUUUGGUGCCGCUGUGAAUGCCAUCACAUAUUACAUCAUCGGCCUACCACUGGGCAUCCUUCUGACCUUUGUGGUCAGAAUGAGAAUCAUGGGCCUCUGGCUGGGCAUGCUGGCCUGUGUCUUCCUGGCAACUGCUGCCUUUGUUGCUUAUACUGCCCGGCUGGACUGGAAGCUUGCUGCAGAGGAGGCUAAGAAACACUCAGGCCAGCAGCAGCAGCAGCAGAGAGCAGAGAGCACUGCAACCAGAUCUGGGCCUGAGAAAGCAGUCCUAUCUUCAGUGGCUACAGGCAGUUCCCCUGGCAUUACCCUGACAACAUAUUCAAGGUCUGAGUGCCAUGUGGACCUCUUCAGGACUCCAGAGGAGGCCCACACCCUUUCAGCUCCUACCAGCAGACUAUCAGUAAAACAGCUGGUCAUCCGCCGUGGGGCUGCUCUGGGGGCGGCAUCAGCCACACUGAUGGUGGGGCUCACGGUCAGGAUCCUAGCCACCAGGCACUAGCAAAGAAGCUUGGAAAGAGAAAGCCAGGAGUGGCUGUCCCCAGUACGCAAACACACCAUGGUCUGCCCUGCAAAAGCACCAAUGGGGUCCAGUGCAGGUGGACACUUUGAACCACUCCUCAAAAAAAGAACUUUGGCUGAUUCCUUGUGGUGACACUCAGAGGGGUCUGAACAGAGCAGACUUGAUAAUUCUGUUCUGGUCAAGCUGGAGUUUUCUUCUGUGACCUGGACUGCUCUACAGAAGACAUCAGCCAACUGCACGAGUCAGAGUCCAGGGAUUGCCACUAUUAUGAAUAAUGUAAAUGGCUUCAAAUGGGAGACUGCAGAUAAAAUCACAAAAACCACUGUUACAUUAAAGAUUACACAUUUCCUA